AUGAGCGUGUCGCUGUACUUGGCCUACGGAACUCUGCUCGUUACAGCAUCGAGCGUCGUCUAUCUCGGCAGCUUGGCUUCGCUGCACACACCUGAGGCGACCAAGGCACUUCGCAAGAAGCAUGGUCAGUCCGAGCUGGACGAGGACGAAGAGUACACGGAAGGCAUGUCAUCCGAUCAUGCUUGGCUCUUCCCUGUAUUUGGCAGUGCUGUACUCUUAUCGCUUUACCUUGCUUUCAAGUACCUGGAGAAGGACAUGAUUCUUAUGGUGAUCAACGCGUACUUUGCGCUGGCCGGCUGCCUUGCGAUUCCUAAUGUCCUGGUGCACCUGUGCCGUAUUAUGAUGGGGCCGCAUGUGUUUGGCUCUUGGCAGAAGAAGGGGAUCGUGUUUUGCACGCAGCCCUGCCUUUUGAAAAGCUAUUCACCAGCUACGCCUGCGCCUAAGCCCACGUCGCACAAGAAGGGGAUGUUGUACUUUUACGAGAAGGUGAGUGUUCCCACCUUGGUCUUCUUUGGACUGGUGUGUGGGAUCAUAGCGAUCUACCUCAUGACGAAAAACUGGAUCCUGGCCAAUGUGAUUGCGAUCUGCCUUGCAAUUCAGGGCAUUAUGUUGAUCACGCUCGACUCGUUUGCGACAGGCUUUAUUCUACUUGGCGGUCUGUUCCUCUACGAUAUCUUCUGGGUGUUUGGCAGCUCCAAGUUUGCCGGUCAGUCUGUCAUGGUCAGCGUGGCGACCAACUUUGACGGCCCCAUCAAGAUUGUCGUGCCUCGUAACGUCUUGGAAGUGCUUGAGACCAUCCAAACCUUGGGCUGGAAAUUUAGGCCUGCGCUUCAGUUCUCGCUUCUGGGUCUCGGCGAUAUUGUCGUGCCUGGUGUAUUUGUGGCGCUUGCACUGAGCUUUGACCAGAAACUUGCUUCUGAGAAACGCCCCAGUCUCACGUUUACGCGCUUCUUCUACGACUUCCCGAAACCGUACUUUACAGCUUGCAUGUCUGGCUACGUUCUUGGCCUCGCAAUGACCAUGGGCGUCAUGCAUGUAUUCAAGGCAGGGCAGCCAGCCCUUCUAUACCUCUCGCCAGCCUGCUCGUUCGCGGCCCUUCUUACUGCCUAUGCUCGGAAUGAGAUCAAAGAUAUGUGGUCGUGGGUCAACCCUGCGUCGCAAGAGCCUAAGAGCUACGACACCCAAGCAUCGUCGGACAAGACCGAGUAA
Malassezia pachydermatis is the source of this 1209-nucleotide messenger RNA. RefSeq names its product peptidase a22b family protein. Gene Ontology annotation, biological process: membrane protein proteolysis. Gene Ontology annotation, cellular component: membrane; cytoplasmic side of endoplasmic reticulum membrane; lumenal side of endoplasmic reticulum membrane. The coding region runs from base 1 to 1209 and encodes 402 amino acids. NCBI's taxonomy places the organism in Eukaryota, Fungi, Basidiomycota, Malasseziomycetes, Malasseziales, Malasseziaceae. Gene Ontology annotation, molecular function: aspartic endopeptidase activity, intramembrane cleaving. The transcript has 2 exons. The record is from RefSeq and is a predicted model, not a curated record.